CAUCAUCAUCUCAGAUAAGCUAAACAAUGAAUUUCGAUAGGAGGAGGAUAAACGGUCCAGAAGCGACACAUGAACUUAUAUAUGAGAAUAGCAGUCAUGUUAAGCACCUGAAUGAGCGUUCAACUCGCAAGAAUGACGAAUUGAGACCAGUUUUUAUAAAACCGGGCUUGAUCUCUUCAGCUUCAGGAUCGACUUAUAUCGAGUGCGGAAAUACGAAGAUCGCCUGUGCAGUUUACGGUCCUAAACAGAUAAAGAACGCACCAUACUCAUCGACUGGAAAAUUAAACGUAGAGAUAAAACAUGCACCCUUCAGUUCAAGUAUACGACGUGAUCCUGUUAAGGAAUUAGAAGCAACACACCUCAGCAGUCAGGUUACUCAAGCACUCUUACCAAGCUUGAGACUGGAAAAUUACGAGAAGAUGCAAAUAGACCUAUUCGUUACGAUCAUACAGGAUGAUUCUCUUGAUUUCGGUUUACUUGCUAAUAUAACAACAGCUGCAGGUACGGCACUCGCCAGCUCUGGAUUAGAAAUGAACGGUUUGGUAGUUGGCGCAACAGUUGCGUUUAAGGAGGACGAGAUGCUACUUGAUCCAUCACCUUCAGAAGUUAAAUACGCAAAAGCUGUCAUGACUGUCUGUACACUUCCCGCCCUUACUCAAAUAGCCCACAUUUGGCAAGCUGGUACACUUGAUAUUAAUCAAUAUAAGCAGGCGUUGCAGAUUACAGAAAGUGCUUCACGAAAUAUCCACACGCUGAUAGCAAAGACAUUGAUGAAUGAGACAAAUGCAUAGAUUACUAUAAUAAUACAUAAAUAACUUAUUCCUAC
This is a messenger RNA of Wallemia mellicola CBS 633.66, 826 nucleotides long. Its product is annotated as ribosomal protein S5 domain 2-like protein. Bases 27 to 791 code for a protein of 254 amino acids. The record is from RefSeq and is a predicted model, not a curated record. Lineage: Eukaryota; Fungi; Basidiomycota; Wallemiomycetes; Wallemiales; Wallemiaceae. The transcript is spliced from 4 exons. Gene Ontology annotation, biological process: poly(A)-dependent snoRNA 3'-end processing; rRNA catabolic process; nuclear mRNA surveillance. Gene Ontology annotation, cellular component: nucleolus; cytoplasmic exosome (RNase complex); nuclear exosome (RNase complex).